This is a messenger RNA of Heterobasidion irregulare TC 32-1, 2016 nucleotides long. Its product is annotated as potassium transporter. Gene Ontology annotation, cellular component: plasma membrane. Gene Ontology annotation, biological process: intracellular potassium ion homeostasis; potassium ion import across plasma membrane. NCBI's taxonomy places the organism in Eukaryota, Fungi, Basidiomycota, Agaricomycetes, Russulales, Bondarzewiaceae. The coding region runs from base 1 to 2016 and encodes 671 amino acids. Gene Ontology annotation, molecular function: high-affinity potassium ion transmembrane transporter activity. The transcript has 16 exons. The record is from RefSeq and is a predicted model, not a curated record.
AUGAGCACGAUUAUACCGCUAUUUUUCGCCACUAUAGCCUAUGCUUUCAAUGGCGAGUUCCCUGCCUCAUACAGCAAUUUACUAUUCUGCUGUGUCAGCGCCAUGACGGGCACCGGGCUUAUGACGUUGGAUCUGAGUUCCCUGACGGUAUGGCAGCAGGUUAUACUUAUGAUUCUUGAGAUCAUCGGCAGUCCGGUCACCGUGGCCUUACUCGUUGUAUACGUGCGCCGACGGUACUUUCAGCGACAUCUCCACUGGAUUGUGGAAUCCGAGUUCGAGCGUACGAAGACUCGAGAUAUUCUUCGAGCUGCGCAGAGCACCACCACCUCAAAGCGAAAUGUGCAGUUCAAAUCAUCCAUGAUUCGCCGCGUGGAUACACUACCCAAACCGAUAUCGUCGUCGAUGGAUAUGACUCCAACUCUCCUCACAAUUCCUUCUUCGAUCCCAACAACGUGUGAAAAGAAUUCCGUUGGUCAGACGUUUGGCUGCACUGAUCAGGUGCAAGUACAACGACACACUGACCUUGCACCUCGGCGAGAACUCACUCGUCACACGACGAUUGAAAUUGUUGAUCCCAAUCAUUCUCAGGACGACGAAUUUGGCGGAUUUGGAAAUGUUCUAGACCCCUUCGCUAGCCUCUUCCACGACUUCUUUCCUAACAUACAGAGAAAACUCAAACGAUCAAUGACGAUGCCAAUUGAGUCGAAGUUGGUGCCAGACUGUACCGACACAGACAUUCCGGCGUUCUACGGGCUGUCGGACCAUGACUGUGAGGAGUUGGGCGGAGUCGAGUACAGAGCAUUGACUGCACUGCUGUGGAUCGUACCCGCGUACGCUGUUGGUACCCUUGGGACUGCAUUUGUGGUCACCGCACCAUACAUGUCACUUGCAAGAUGGAGGAGCAAUUUCCAGCCACCUCGGCAACAUCGUGUGAUCAAUCCAGUGUGGUACUCAAUUUUCGAAGUCAUCGGCGCCUGGGCCAACACAGGCAUGUCUCUAGUUGAUCAGAGUCUUAUUCCUUUCCAGACUGCGUACCCCAUGUUGAUUUUUCUCAUCUGGGUGGUGAUCGCUGGAAACCCUGGAUAUCCUGUACUCCUACGAUUUCAGAUAUGGGGAAUUUUCAAAUGCGUCCCAAAAACCUCACAGAUGCGUGAGACACUUCAAUUCCUGCUUGAUCACCCCCGACGAUGUUUCAUCUACCUCUUCCCGUCGCGCCAAACCUGGUUCCUCCUCACCGUACUCAUUCUUUUCAAUUUAACGGAUUGGCUCUUGUUUUUGGUGCUGGAUAUUGGAAAUGCAACUGUCGAAGCUAUACCGGUUGGCACCAGACUCCUCGUGGCAGCUGUGCAAUCUGUUGCUGUCCGUUUUGCAGGGUUCCAAUCCGUUUCAAUUGCCGUCUUGGCUCCUGCGGUCAAGGUUCUCUACCUCGUCAUGAUGUACAUUUCCGUGUACCCUGUGGCCAUGUGCGUGCGCUCAACAAACGUGUACGAAGAGCGAUCGUUAGGAGUGUCUGAAAUAGAAGUUGGAAACGUUGGGGACAUUGAGGAUGAGGCGAACUAUCCUGAGACGGACUCGCGUGUAGCGAUAUGGGGCAGAUACCUUGGACGUCAUGUCAAACGGCAGCUGGCAUUCGAUAUGUGGUGGCUCGCACUUGCACUCUUCCUAAUAUGCGUCAUCGAGAAAAAGCAGCUGAGCGAUCCCGCCAACGAAUCAUGGUUCAACCUGUUCUGUAUGAUCUUUGAAGUAGUGUCCGCAUACACGACUGUAGGCUUAAGCAUAGGUAUACCCACAGCGAACUUCUCUCUCUCAGGUGCAAUGCACACUCUUUCCAAGCUCAUCCUUUGUGCUGUCAUGAUCCGCGGACGGCAUCGUGGGCUUCCAGUCGCGCUUGAUCGUGCGAUCAUGCUUCCGAAGGAAUUCCUGGAAUUGGCUAGUGAGAAGGCAUUGCAGAUGAAACGGAAACAAGUCGGUCAACUUUGGGAUGAGAAUGCACACCAGCGGCGUUUAAGUGCAUGA